Anisakis simplex (herring worm) is the source of this 3111-nucleotide messenger RNA. Lineage: Eukaryota; Metazoa; Nematoda; Chromadorea; Rhabditida; Anisakidae. The record is from the annotation of a GenBank genome assembly.
AUGGGCAUAUUCGGUGAGAAGGCGAUCCCGAUCCGGAAUGCGGUGCAUAUUCAUGCCUCGAAUAUGACUGUUGCUGUGUUACUGCUGCUGCUGAUGUUAUUUAUUGGUGAUGCAUUAAGUGCAACCGUGCUAGAUGAUGUUCUAACUCUAACGAAAAAUGGAGUUAGAGUAGAAGUCGAGCCUGAUCAGCUCGACUAUCCUGCAGAAGUCGACUUGCGGCGUUCUUCAGCCUUCAGCAGCUCGAGCUCAAGCCGACCAAGCUCGAAGUUCGUGAACACCUUAAGAUCAUCACCACUGAUUAGUUCGAGUGGCAUUAGCAAAUUUUGGGACAGAAACUUGGAAAUCAACAAUAGACGAGCACCUCAAUUAGCACAGCCCACCUCAAUAAUGCCGUUAUCAAGGUAUCGCAAACUACACCACGGCGCUCUCUCAUCAUCAACAAGAAAUAAUUUGUCUAGAUUUCACACCAAACAAGGCUUAGGCAGCAAUCCAAGCAUCGAUUCGGCGGAACCACCGAAGCUGAGCACAUUCUCGAGGAAUUUCACCGAACAACACUUAAAUUUACGUGGUGAAAAUUCAUCAGUUUUAUUCAAUGACCGACGACAAGCAUUGUCCUCCUCCUCAUUAUCGCCGCCGCCGCCGCCGUUAUCGGAUGAUGACACUGGAAAAAAAAUGUCGAUGGUCUAUUCGACUGGCGCCGAUUUACAACGAUUACCAUUCGAAAGAGAACGUGCUAUGGUCACAGAGAAUACAAAUAAAAUAUUUCGGUGGUCGAUAGAUGAUGAUCAGCUGGCUGACAUGUUGUCAUCAACAACAAUUUCAUCGUCGCUGAUACCGAUUUCUGAUAAGUGGCAGAGGCAAGCUGCUGCCACAUGGUUUAAUGAGCGACCGCCGCCGCCGAUACCAGCAGCAUCGAUACCAGCAGCAUCGAUACCAGCAGCAGCAUUUCGAUUUCAAUCGGCAUCAUUCGAUCCACCUCUAAACAGCAGCGUCGUUCCCGUGCUGCUACGACGACGAACUAGUUCCCGUGCUCAAGAACUACCACCACUUGUACGACGACCACAACAAGCAGCAGCAGCAGCAGCACUUAACUUUCAGCAACAGUCUUCUUAUUCAGCUGCUAGAGAUGCAGCUGAAAAAGCAGCUCUAGCUGGUAUUUCGGAUUUAUCUGCCGCAGCAGCAGCACAUCGACGACCGCCGUAUUCGACGUCGUCUACUAGCAGUCGGCGGCGGAUAUCAACAGCCAAUCAAAAACAAAACCCUUCAAGUGUCAUCGUAAGCCACCACCACCACCACAACCAGCUGAAUCCAUCCAUCGCUCCUCACCAAUCGCCGCAUCCACAACAAAAUUCAAUCGUGCAAUAUUCACGUCUAGCGCCAGCUCCUCCUCUCAGACCUGUUUCUGCAACUUCCAAUAAUAUUGUCGAGUCAAUUUUCGCUCAGUCUCAAUUGCGCCGACGAGGUCACAUCGAUAACGCUGCUAAACCGACUUAUGUAUCUGGUGUUUCAGUUAGUGAUGCCGAUGCACAUGGUGCUACACUAGCGAAUAUUUUACGUAGUAGUGGUGGUGAUAUUUCUGGUAGUUUGCUUGCAAAUCCAAUUAUGCCCACCAUGAUGGCCAGCACUUUAUCGUCCAAUACAGCACGCCAACCUAAUGUCAGCCAUACAACUACAAAUAGCAGCAGCAGCAGCAUUCAUUUUGAUCACGCAUUAAUGCCAUCUACCGAUAAACUACCGUAUUAUGGCAAAUAUUGCGGUAGUUUCUCAGAGCCGGUGGAUGCAAAGAAACAAUUUGGUAUAAGCGGUGCUGUAUGGGCUGUAGACGACAAUCAUUUCAUUGUAUCGAAAUUCAAUUUCAGACCAGGUGCAUUGGAUACAGAGAAUGUCACAUUCUGGGCUGGUCCGCAGCACAUAACUGGUAAUGUGUUCGAUGAUAUGCUGCCGAGCGUGAACGGCUUUUAUUUAGAGCCGAAACCGAUUGAUUUAUCUGCGGCGUUUCUAUCGAAACGAAUUUUAAUAAUUCAAGCGAGAGUUCGUGGUCAAAUUCAAGAUACUAGUAGUAGUGGUCAUAGAGAUAAUGAAACGAACACAGCAGAUGCAUUAGUUGAGUAUUCUAGUGGUAAUGGUACAGCAGCUGAAAAUUACCUGCAACUGCAAGCAACUGUAAAUGAUUCUAAAACUGUAGCAUCUGAACUCGACGAUGCAACUGCCACGUCUUCAAACUCGACUACUGAUCAGCAUAUGACGACUGUUGCUGAUGAUGACUGUUGUUGUGAGUUUGCAAGCACAGAAACCACCGAGAUUCUACGCACCAAAUCAAGUGAUACUCAUCAUGCUCCUACUAGUGAUAGCACAGAGACUACUGCUUCAUCACAUUGUUGUGCUUGCAAUAAAUCAUUAAUUCGUGAAUCCGUUGCAUCAUCAUCAUCAACUAAGAACAAAGCAGCAGCAGCAGCAUCAUCACGACCGCUUGGUUGGUAUGCAGCAGCCUAUAGACCGCUUCUGCUCACAUUACCUGAUCAGAGACAUCUGAAACAAACCUAUUGGCUGGCUUUGCUAGAUCAUAAACGAAAUCAAAUCAUCAGUUCAGUGCUAAUACCAAAUGGAGCAGCUUUUAAAGUGCCAGCAAGCAUUCGACUUCGACCGUUCACUGCAAUCAAUCAAUCAGCAUCAUCGAGCACUCGUCUCAAAUACGCUAUCAGCUCGGGUCCAAUCGAAGUGAUCGAUAUGAAAACGAUCGUGAUCAACAAUUUUACGCUCGAAACGAAUGGUUUAGCUGUUUGGUUCAUGUUCGGCAAAGAUCUUUUGCCAAACUCGGAUGGACAUAUUUUGCCAAUUUAUGAUAGGACAGUGGAUGAGCAGCAGCUGAAGGCAUUUGAUUGUGAUUCACUGCGUGAGUACAGCAAUGAAGAGGUGGCGUUACGUCUUCCAGACCCGUUCGAUAUAACCGAUGUGUUUUGGCUUUCCGUAUAUUCGUUAGCGGAGGCCGUUUCAUUGUCGCAUUUGUAUGUGCCUUACAAUGAUAUGCAUCUACCACCAGAUUUGCGGGCCAUCCCAGUAGGUUCANUGCAUCUUGGCAUGUUAUAUUCACUUAAUACGUUUAGUUUAUAA